ACUAAGGAUGGCAGUUUGUGACAAAAAGAUUCUCUGGAGCUUCACGAUGCUCCUGGCAGUUGCUGUGGGUCAAACUGUGAUCUAUUCUUUCACGUCUACCUGUGCCGUCAAACGAUCGACUCUCACCCUCCCCUGCAGCUUCACUCCACUGAAGUCCUUCAAUAAAGGUGGAAGAGAAGUUCCACUAAAGAUCGUCAGAGUCCGCUGGUGUCAGAAACAUGAACUCUGUCAGGGUGACACCUCGUCUGUGUAUGACAGUAAAUCAACAAAAAAAGACUCUAAUUAUCAAUACCUGGGAGACAUGAAGACAAACUGUACUUUACAGAUCAGAGACAUUCAGCAGAGAAACAAGGGAACCUUUCGCUUCAGGAUGGAGGCUGAUAAUGCUGCAGGACAUUUUACUAACAGGACAGGAGUGACUGUCAGAGUUGUUGAUGGAACCAAAAUGAGAAUAAUCAGCUCCAGUGAGGAUAAAAAGCUCAGAGGAAAUGAAACCAUCACACUGCUCUGCACUUCAGUCUGCACUUUCCACCAACUGGAGGUCACCUGGUUCAGAGAUGGCCACGCCCUUUCAGAGACUGGCCCCUCCCUCCACCUCAGCACCCUGACUGCAGAGGAUUCUGGGAACUAUACCUGUGCUCUGAAGGCCAAUAACAAGACGCUCUCUGAGCCGCACAACCUGCAGGUGGAAUCAGGAGAUCAGGGGGGCGUUCAGAUCAAAGUCCGCAGGGCCAUUCUCCCUCACCGGUGCCGACCCGCCUGCGGAUCCCCGAUCAACGCGUUGUUCCAGGGCAGACAUCUGGCUUCGCAGAGCCACAGAUUAAGCCUGAAUGAGCCGCAUGCUGCCGACCCCUGGGUUAGGUUAAUUGGUCACUCUAAAUUGCCCACAGGUGUGUGUGUGAAUGGUUGUCUGUCUCUCUCUGUUAGCCCUGCAACAGGCUGGCAACCUGCACAGGGUGUACCUGCCUCUCGCCGUGGGGAUAAUAACCUGGCUCUGGUAGCUGGUGUGGUGUUUGUGGUCCUGCUGGCUGUGAUCAUGCUCAUACUCUUCCUCUUCAUCAUCAAAAGGAAGCUGGCAGCAGCAGCAGAGGAUCAGAGAGCUGUUGGAGGUGAGAUGGAGCAGAAGCAUCCUGAAAACAUUUAUAGCUGCGUUCAAGAAGAAGCUCACAACCAGGAAGCCAGCCGAGCUGUGGAGGACGUCAGCUACGCCGCCGUUCAGUUCCAACAGAGGAGACAGAGGGGCAGGCACGUGGAGGAGGUCGAGGAUGCCGUCAUCUACUCUUCAGUAGCCAAAUGAAGCUGCAGCCACAUCUUACUCGUGUCCACAGAACUCAAAUUCAACACCCUGACCACAGGAGAACUCACUGCCAUCUGAAACUUGAUGUUUGACUCAAACUCUCUGACCACCACUGUGUGGAGGACCCAUCAUAGCUGAUCUUUGGUUUCCUGAGUUUGUAAGUGUGAAAGCUCCCUGCUGAACAGGGAGGAGGAGGAAAGACACAAACACAGACUUUAAAAAACAUUUUAAAACUCCUUGUAUUCAUUUUUAAAUUAAUAAUG
Messenger RNA from Archocentrus centrarchus (flier cichlid), 1560 nucleotides. RefSeq lists its product as uncharacterized. Bases 8 to 1297 code for a protein of 429 amino acids. The record is from RefSeq and is a predicted model, not a curated record. The transcript is spliced from 10 exons. Lineage: Eukaryota; Metazoa; Chordata; Actinopteri; Cichliformes; Cichlidae.